Messenger RNA from Pogona vitticeps (central bearded dragon), 964 nucleotides. It is a transcript of the gene NCBP2, whose product is annotated as nuclear cap binding protein subunit 2. Gene Ontology annotation, cellular component: nuclear cap binding complex. Gene Ontology annotation, molecular function: RNA cap binding. Lineage: Eukaryota; Metazoa; Chordata; Lepidosauria; Squamata; Agamidae. The record is from RefSeq and is a predicted model, not a curated record. Gene Ontology annotation, biological process: mRNA cis splicing, via spliceosome.
CCGGAGGGGCAUAAAAAGGGGGCGGCGACGUCGUCAUCGCUGCGCGUUCAAGAUGUCGAGUCUCCUGAACACGACGCUGCGCGGGCUGGACAGCGACUCGUACUGCGAGAUCAGCGUGUACCGCGACCAGCACUUCAAGGGGAGCUGUUACCUGCAGGAAAAAGCCCUGAAGAACUCCUGCACGAUUUAUGUGGGUAACUUGUCCUUCUACACGACCGAGGAGCAGAUCCACGAACUCUUCUCCAAAUGUGGGGAUGUCAAGCGCAUUGUCAUGGGGCUGGACAAAGUGAAGAAGACGCCCUGUGGCUUCUGCUUUGUGGAAUACUACACAAGAGCGGAGGCUGAGCAUUCCAUGCGGUUCAUCGACGGAACCCGGCUGGACGAUCGCAUCAUCCGGACUGACUGGGAUGCCGGGUUCAAAGAAGGGCGGCAGUAUGGCCGUGGCAAGACAGGUGGCCAGGUCCGAGAUGAGUACCGGACAGACUAUGAUGUGGGAAGAGGCGGCUUUGGGAAGAUGAUCCAGAUGCAGAAGACAGAUCAACAAACAGUGAUCUACUAACUGUUUCUCAGAUGGAAAGGGGUGGGUUGUGUGUGAAACAAGGUGAUGAGGAUAAGCAAAUUCUCCUUGAAUGGCUAAGUAAAAAAGGAACAGGCUGGGUAGCGGAUGGAGUCCUUUGCAGUUCUGGGCCCCUGCUGGGUCAGCUCCUCCUCCUCCUGCAGCAUCGUCAGCAUCAUCAGUCUGGCUGGUUUGCAGAGUGCCUGCCAUAACCUUGUACUUUGGUCUGUCAGACUUGGUAGAAAGGUCCAAGGAGCACAAGGACUGUCCAUCUCUCUGUUAUGAGUUGUAAAAUGAAAAGAAAACCCUGGGGUGUGUGUGUGUUGAACAGUAGUCGCCAUCCUUGCCACUUCUUGGUGUGUUCAUUUUUUAAAAUAUAGAAAUAAACGGCUUUUAAAAGAUGUGAUA